Cyprinodon variegatus (sheepshead minnow) is the source of this 2717-nucleotide messenger RNA. It is a transcript of the gene fcer1gl, whose product is annotated as high affinity immunoglobulin epsilon receptor subunit gamma-like. Bases 2292 to 2519 code for a protein of 75 amino acids. Gene Ontology annotation, biological process: cell surface receptor signaling pathway. Gene Ontology annotation, cellular component: Fc-epsilon receptor I complex. Lineage: Eukaryota; Metazoa; Chordata; Actinopteri; Cyprinodontiformes; Cyprinodontidae. Gene Ontology annotation, molecular function: IgE receptor activity. The transcript has 5 exons. The record is from RefSeq and is a predicted model, not a curated record.
CGAGGGGAUUUUUAUUGCUUUAACCUACAGAAUGUAGCAUUAUGUGCUCUGAUUUUUUUUUUUUGUAACAAUGCAGCCUUUUUUAAAAUUUCCCCCCCUGCACCGGUUUAAGCUCUGAGCAAGAACAUUUUCAGCAGGAGUUUCCCUGCAGUUUAGAUGCAUGUUUAGAUGCACAAGUCUGGCAGUGAUCCAAAUCUUCUAAUUGCCAACAAAUCCAGUGAGAUGACUUGGAAAUAACCAAAUCCAUUUACAUUUAGAGUUUAAAUUAAAUGGUUCGUUUUGCCUUGAUAUGACUAAAGGCUAUUUAAAGCUGAUGAUGAUCCCUCAAUAGUAUCGCCGUCUGUAUGAUGCUGUAGGUCAAACGUGUCUAAAAUAAACCAAACCCUCUGACUCAAUGCAUUUAUUUAAACUUUUUUAGGCUAAAUACAAGAUUUUUCAUUAACUGUCUUUAGCCAUAAUGGGCUAAAAUUGGACAAUGGCACACCUUUAAUAAACACAUGAUGGUUUUGGUGCUCAGCUUUCGGGAUUUGUUGGCACUAAAUCAAAAAUUUGAGGAAAAAAUGCACACAGUGUCUGCAGCUUGAUGUGGACACAAACAAUUAAACCUCGUUUUUGUUUUGUUUUUCCAGGUGGUAAAAUGAGCAUCAAUAUCAGGGUCUUACUGUGUUGUGCUUAAGCUGUAAAACUGAAUUCAGCUGCAGUAUUUCGGGUUUAAUCAAGUUUAAAACGCGGAAACAUACAGGAUAUGAUUCAAGUGUGAAAUAUGGUUUAUAUUUAUGGCAGCGGUUGGGUGGUCAGGACUCAGACUCUGCUGUUUGCAGAUCUGCAUCCAACGCCUGAUUUCCUGACCCUUCGCCAUGACACUAACUGGAACAAAAAUUUUCACAUUGAUUAGAUCUCAAAAAGCUUUUUUUAAUCAGCGUUUCUAAGACCUUAAAUAUAGUAAAGUAUGAUGAAGUUAUGUGGAAAAGCUAAAUGCUGACUGCACAUUAUUUAAUCAUUUCCCCAUUUUUUUCCUCAUUAUUUAAACAUAAACUCCAACUGGUACCGUAGUUGGAAAACGUUCUUAUUUUAGCCAUGUUUGUAAAUUUUUAGCUGCAUUUUAUUUUCAAAGAUGCUAAAACUGACCAAAUUUAACAUUGAAAGAGCUUCAACUGGUGUAAAAAAUACAAAAUCAGAAAUAAAGCCAUCAAGAUGAGGAAGACACACGCCUGAUGAAAAUGAAACGCCAUCGUAUGGUGGAAUUUUUUGCCAAUAGAAAGUUAUCAGUCGUUUCAUUUUUGAAGGCAUUUGAAACCUUUUGGUUUUUACCUAAAAGGAAAUAAUCUAAAUAGAGAUGAUCUUAUCUUGGUGUAGUACGUCUUAAGUGGGGUCACAACACUUCCUUUAGAUGAAAUCGUUCUACAUGAAGCCGUUUUUUAACAAAAUGGAGAAUAUUUCUUUUUCAUUUUUGAAGCAAAAAAUGAUUUCUGCCUCAAAGCAGACGUAGGACUGUAACUCGUCUGACCACCGCCUCGCCUUGCGCCGCUCUAGACGAACCCUUAUUCUGCCUUUUUCUCUGCAGACCUGGAGGAUCCGCAGCCAUCGGCUCCUCCAUCGGCUCAGCUACAGUCUGUUUGCCUUUCUAAGUCCAGAUUUCUUUUAUUUUUUAAACCCUCUCACAAACUCUGAAGUGUUUGACGUUAAAUACGAACAAACAUUUUUUUUUUUUAAGAAAGCAUGCAAAAAAAUAUUUUUGGGCUCCAUUUUUUUUAUUUUAAAAGAACUUAACUUUUGUAUCAUUUGAAGGUGCCUAAGUUAUGACGAUGCAAUUUUCUGAAUGUUUUUAUUUGUAAAGACAAAAAAAUGUAGAUUUGUGUUUUCUUUUUUUGGUAACAGUAGCUUGUAAAGUGUUUUAGACAUUUUUCUAUCAUUAAACCAUGUAUUCCUAAUAAACCUGUCUUUGGUACCCAUUUCUGAGCGGCUCAGGCCAGAUUGUUUCACUUCAGUUGUUUUUGUUCUUUCGAGUGUUGCUGCAGAAAAUAUCUUCUCUCAGGAAUUUCACAUUAAAGAAGACAGUUGCUUACAAAGAGUUUAAAGAGGAACUUCUCUGAGGGGAAGAUGGCUGAUGUGGUAGGCGUGUGGUUUCAUAGCUUCAAAACGGACAGAGAGCCCUUCACUUCCUGCUCUCAGUCACUCGCUGAUACUCUUCAGACACUUUGACGUUUCUCAGACAGUCGACGAAAGGAGAACCAUUUCUUUGCUCUUCUCCGGUGAGUUCCAGCCCUCUCUUCAUCCAUCUUCAUCUUCUGAUGCAUGAGCCAGCUGGAGACAUGGUCGUCUGUUACAUCCUGGAUGGGGUGCUGAUCCUGUACGGCAUCAUUCUAACCAUCCUUUACUGCCGACUGAGGAUGCGUCCAUCCAACAACAUUGCCGAUUACCCCGAGCAGUCCGCAGGUGGAGGCAUCUAUGCGGGUCUGACGUCCAAAACCAGUGACACCUACGAGACCAUCAACAUGAGCAAAAAGCCCAUUGUGUAAUUUGCACCAUUUCAGUAAAAUCAGGACGCCGAGCUGAAAAAUAUGGUUUUGUGCUCUAGUCUCCGUAUAGUCACUUUUUGAGACUCUUGUUUACUUUUUCUCCUUUUGUAAAAUAUUCCUUCUCUGUUUCUGCACAAAACUAGUAAAGUUAUUUAACAAGUGAUGAUUAAAUUAGUGCCUGGUGAUUUCCUUAUUGUU